GAGAUUUGAAAUCUCAUAAUUGAUAUAUGAAAUUGGUUGAUGCAAUUUGGAUAUACCGAUUUAGUAAUUUUCCAGAGUUGUUAGAGGAGAGAGUUGGGGGUUGAGGGUUGAGGGAGAGAGUAUGCUCGUGAACAGACAUCUUGUCGUUUCAUCUUCGUUGUUAAAACUUUUUUUAUUUAAUCGACUUUUUUUUUUAAAUGUAAUUAAAUCUUAAAAUUCCAAAGGGGGCCACGUGGCACUCCAACUGGCCUGCUAUUAAAUAUUAGAAUAGAUUAUGUGUGUGGCUUCAGUUUUUGUUGAGAAGUUAUUGCGAGAAGUUCCGGAUGUACAAAAGAUAUUUCUCCUCGUGAGGGCUAAAAACGAAGAAGCUGCAAUGCAACGACUAAAAACUGAAAUCAUAGAUUGCGAAUUAUUCACACGGUUGAAAAAUGCGUACGGAGAAAGAUACGAGGAGUUCAUGAGAAGCAAAUUGGUAGCAGUUGUUGGAAAUAUAUGUGAUCCAUGGCUUGGUAUGAAUUCCAAUGAUGUUCGUGUAAUUGCAGACCAAGUUAACGUUAUCAUAAGUAUUGCUGGGACUACCAAAUGGCAUGAAAGAUACGACGUACUCCUUGAUCUGAACGUGAGAGGACUUUCAAGACUCCUGAACUACGCAAUGGAUUGCAAGAAACUUGAUCUUUUUCUACACGUAUCAAGCGCUUAUGUCAACCGGGAAACAUUAGAAGUUGUUUUGGAAAAGCCUAUAGUCCUGUACGAAAGCAUUACGGAGAGGCAAAACAACUCGAACUCAAACUCGCCUACCUUACCAGUAGAACUCGAUAUAGAGAAUGAACUAAAGAUGGUUGCAGAAUUUGCUUCAACCAUUCCAAACAAUCAACUGCCUACAGAAAUGGCUAAGUUAGGAAUUAGAAGGGCUAAAAUUCAUGGAUUGAGCAGCGGUUAUCUAGUUACAAAGGAUAUGGGGGAGAUGUUAAUAACCAGACUAAGAGAUAAAUUGCCAUCGGUUAUCAUCCGUCCGCCUUUCAUUGAAAGUUGUUUUAGAGAACCCGUAUCUGGAUGGAUCGAGGGAUAUAGGGGCAUGGACCCGAUGAUCAUAUCUUAUGGAAAGGGACAACUUCAAGGGAUUUGCGCAGACCCCGCAUCAAUUCUUGAUGUUGUGAGUAGAGCUGGCAAAAAUUGACCCAACCCACCAACCCAACCCGAACCCAACCCAAUAAUAAAGGGUUGGGUCAAGAUUUUCAACCCGUUUAAUUAAAUGGGUCAACCCAACCCAACCCGUUUAAUUAAAUGGGUUGGGUCAGGUUGAAAUUUUCAACCCGAAAACAACCCGUCUAACCCGUUUAAGUGCAAGCAAGUAUGUAAUAUAUAUAUGUAUAAUGUGAUUUGAAAGAUUUUAUUUCUCAUUUUCCCUUCAACAUUGAAUAAUUAUUUGACGUUUUGAUUCAUGUCAAAUACAUAUUGAAAAAUUACUUUUUGCAAUGAGAUAUGCCAUAACAAAAUCACCUCGCAAUUCUAUAGUCAAAUCAAUUUACAAUUAAAAGUGGGAAAAAAAAAUUAAACGGGUCAACUUCAGGUCAACCCGUUUAUAGUUGGGUUGGGUUGGGUUGAAAAUCUCAACCCGUUUAAUUAAACAGGUCGGGUUGGGUUGGGAAAAUCUCAACCCGUUUAUAAAUGGGUCGACCUGAUUUCGACCCAACCCAACCCAUUGCCAGCUCUAGU
Molecule: messenger RNA, 1716 nt
Organism: Spinacia oleracea (spinach)
Lineage: Eukaryota; Viridiplantae; Streptophyta; Magnoliopsida; Caryophyllales; Amaranthaceae
Product: fatty acyl-CoA reductase 2, chloroplastic-like
Exons: 6
Coding region: 275-1177 (300 amino acids)
Biological process (GO): suberin biosynthetic process; long-chain fatty-acyl-CoA metabolic process
Cellular component (GO): intracellular membrane-bounded organelle
Molecular function (GO): alcohol-forming very long-chain fatty acyl-CoA reductase (NADP+) activity
Source: RefSeq, a predicted model, not a curated record